UCACGGGAAGAAAAGGGGAGGAGGAAAAUGUACAACUAUAAUUUCUGCUUUGUUGACCAGCCCGGUCCGUUACAGCCCACUUUUCUCCCCCCCCAAUCCUUUCGUGCCGGAGGAAGAACUCAUGACACACUCGCACGCAGACACACCCACAUACUGAAAUAAAAAGUUGAGUCCAAGUGCAGCGCUGUAGUUGGUGCAGGCGAGCAUGGCCGGCGGUUCGGUGUCGGAGUGCAAGGAGUACUUGUUCAAGGUGCUGGUGAUCGGGGAGCUGGGCGUGGGCAAGACGAGCAUCAUCAAGCGGUAUGUGCACCAGCUCUUCUCCCAGCACUACCGAGCCACCAUCGGCGUAGACUUCGCCCUCAAGGUCCUCAACUGGGACAGCAAGACGCUCGUCCGACUGCAGCUCUGGGACAUCGCAGGUCAGGAGCGGUUCGGGAACAUGACGCGGGUGUACUACAAGGAGGCGGUAGGGGCCUUUGUGGUUUUCGACGUGACCAGGGGUUCCACGUUCGAGGCCGUGUCCAAGUGGAAGCACGACCUCGACAGCAAGGUGAAGCUGGCCAACGGCAGCCCCAUCCCCUCGGUACUGCUGGCCAACAAGUCUGACCAGAAGAAGGAGGGUUUUAAAGACACGACGCUCAUGGAUAACUUCUGCAAGGAGACGGGCUUCCUGGGCUGGUUCGAGACAUCCGCCAAGGACAACAUCAAUGUGGACGAGGCGGCCAAAUUCCUGGUGGAGAACAUCUUGGCAAACGACAAGGGCUUGCCGUACGAGGAGAGCAACAGAGACCGCAUCAGACUGGACCAGGAGUCUGUGGCGGCGGAGAGCAAGCCGGGCUGCUGCUAACAUUCGAUACGUUCACACUAACAGACACAAAACGCGCCCCUGACGCCGUCGUCCCCUUUAGAUGCAAGCAAGGGCGAGAAUGUUUUGGGAGGACUGAGGCUUGGUUUCAUUUUAUACAUUCUUUUUUUUUUAAUAGUAGCUUUCCCGACAGCAACAUGUUAUCUUGAUGGCCUCCAAAAGAGCUUCACAGUCUCUUAUCAUCCACCUUCAAACCACUCUGCGUUUGUUUUAUUCCACCACUAAGAAUUAAUCCCAAGCCGCAAAUACUUGACAUUGGUCCGUUGUUGGACCUGGACUUUACCCGUUGACAAGGACUGGGGGUUAUCCAGCUCUCCAUCCAUGAUCUGAACCACUUAAUGCGGGUGUGCUGGAGCCUAUCUCAGCUGACUUUUGGUAGUAGGCGCUGUAAACCCUGAACUGGUUGCCAGCCAAUGGCAGUGGUUGUGGCAAUUUUUUUUUAGUUUAUUAUUAUAAUUACGUUAGACAACCUGGACACCCUUGCUGCCUUUUAUGUGUGAGACACUUCACUUUUUAGUGCUUGCCACUGUGUAUGCAAAAGGGGUAUAAAGCCUUUUUUCCACCUCUUUAAAAAACUAUGCACUCUUGUUUGUCGCUCUGCAUUCGAUUUCACGACAGUGCCAUAGUUAAGCAUUAACGGUGUUACUGUGCUGUUUGUACAGCUGUAAACGUGAUUUGUACAGCAGUUCUGACAUAUUCGGCUGUAUUUCCUCAAAUAAAUGCCUCUGCAAUUGAAUAAAAAAAUUUCCCCAUGGCGCUAUUUGAGGAAAUACAGAUUUGUUUUUAUCUUACUCAAUAAAACAUUGUUUUGAACACUUAGGAAGGAACACUCUAUUUUAGGAAGCUCAUAGUGGCGAUAAAGAUGUAUCUGAUUUGCGAUGUGUGUGCUAAAAUGCCUCGGUGCUCAUCCAUUAUUUAAUGUCUGAUUAAAAAAAAACAUGAUCUCCUGUAAAUUGUGCAUGAAGAGUCGUUUUACACGCGUUUACAUGUGAAAAUAUGAGGAGAAUAAACAGUUUUACCGAUGCAUAUUGACUGCUUGGUAAAUGUUCUCAUGCUGUCUAGAUUAAAUUGAAUUUAUCUGUAUAUAA
This is a messenger RNA of Hippocampus zosterae (dwarf seahorse), 1953 nucleotides long. RefSeq names its product ras-related protein Rab-32-like. Gene Ontology annotation, biological process: vesicle-mediated transport. Gene Ontology annotation, molecular function: GTPase activity; GTP binding. The record is from RefSeq and is a predicted model, not a curated record. The transcript is spliced from 3 exons. Bases 206 to 847 code for a protein of 213 amino acids. NCBI's taxonomy places the organism in Eukaryota, Metazoa, Chordata, Actinopteri, Syngnathiformes, Syngnathidae. Gene Ontology annotation, cellular component: vesicle; Golgi apparatus; trans-Golgi network.